Messenger RNA from Engraulis encrasicolus (European anchovy), 705 nucleotides. Its product is annotated as carcinoembryonic antigen-related cell adhesion molecule 1-like. The transcript is spliced from 3 exons. Bases 1 to 705 code for a protein of 234 amino acids. NCBI's taxonomy places the organism in Eukaryota, Metazoa, Chordata, Actinopteri, Clupeiformes, Engraulidae. The record is from RefSeq and is a predicted model, not a curated record.
AUGAAUCCUACUUACAAUGACAGAGCCUCUGUGGAUGGAACCACAGCUACACUGGUGCUCAGGGACCUGACUCUCAGUGACACUGGGGAGUACACUCUGAGCAUUUCAUUUGGUGGUGUGCUCAGCAAUGCAGCCACGACACUAGCAGUAUUUGAGAGAAUCUCCAGUAUGACACUAAUAGCCAGUGAGACUGAGCUGGUGGAGUUCAACAGCUCUGUCACUCUCACAUGCUCUGCCUCUGGCUCCUCCCCCUCAUUCCAAUGGUUUAACAGGAGUGAUGAGGUCACCGGAAGUGAUGGAGUUCUGAUUGACGAUGGGACACUGACGAUAAUGAGUGUGACGCGCUUUGAUACUGGGCCAUACAAGUGCAAUGCAUCAAACAUUGUCAGCUCUGAAAUCAGCCCUGAAGUCCAUCUAACCAUUGCCAAUGGUCCAGACAAUGCUGUCAUUACAGUGACACCUCCAGCUGAGUUCUACAUCUCAGGCUCUUGCAUCGUCUUGUCCUGCUCCUCUGAGUCCGGCCCUGCUGCCCAGAUCCAGUGGGCUCUGAAUGGAACCCUGCUGGGUAAACAGGGACCAGAACUCAGACUGGAGAAUGUUCAGGCCAAUCAGAGUGGAGAAUACACCUGCUGGGCCCAUAAUAGUAAAACACAGAGGUACACAUUAUCAUCACCAACAAGCAUCACAGUGCUGGGUAAGCCAUAG